Messenger RNA from Seminavis robusta, 1686 nucleotides. Lineage: Eukaryota; Bacillariophyta; Bacillariophyceae; Naviculales; Naviculaceae. The record is from the annotation of a GenBank genome assembly.
AUGCGGAAGAACAAUGAUUUGCAGAUUGAUCCCAAGAAGAGAGGGGAUGAUGCGCAGGAACCGAGAAGAGUAACGCCCAGUCCACAAAGCGAAGAUGGUGGUCACCACACCUUCCUCCCUGGCUCACCUCCUUCUUCGGCUUCAAGAGGAGGCGAUUUUGCUCAUCACAUACCACCGAAAACACCGGUAGCCCUUAAGGGAUACCAACAGCUAAACCUCUCUCCAACCAAUAUGAUUGCGGAAGACCAGGCAUAUGCCAAAAUGAACGACGAUCGUAUCCUUCACGACGAUGAAUUUUACAGGAAUGCAACCCCCCAGGAAAAGGCCCAAAUCGAUCGAUGCGUUUACUUCUUGUAUGGUCGCAAGUUUUUUUGGCGUCACAUCGACGGAUCCGGGCAGAAGCUCCCCGUGGGCCGUGACGUCCGAGUUCGUCUUAUCAAGGAGAUGCUGCAAGAUCCGGAAUAUCGCCGACGAUUGGUGCAAAUUAUGGAAUGUACCGGAGACAAUGACCGGACCGUAGAUACCGUGGACCGGACCCGAUUCUACACUUUUGCCGCGUCGUUUUUGCGGUUUGUGGCUAAUGCCGAGGAACGGAAGAAGGAAGAAGGACCCUACAAGUCGCACGGCUUCCUCGAAGUAAUGACGCAGCUUGUCCUUUUUCUGCGUUACCAGACAUUUGGAAUAUGCUACCUUCUCGCAGCCUGCACGGCCUAUGGCUAUCAGAUGCAGAAAGAUCGGACCGGCGAAAUCCUUCCUCCCGCAACGCCCGAUGCCUCGCAACUUGCUCGACGCACUAUGGAUGAUCUAAAGCUGUACAAUGUCGUCACGCUAAAGGGAGGCGGUACAGUCGCCGAAACUUUGGCAUAUCUCAAUGGGGACAAAUGGGAAUGGCCUGGCUCUUUCACAUCUGUUUGGUUUGGAGACAAACGUCGUCUUUUGGAUGUAAUGGAGGGGGAAGCUCUUCGUGAUCUCGAGGAAUACGGAGUUGGUUUGCUGGAUAAUUUUAACAUUCAGCAGGGUUUCGACUCGUGCGAACGUCAAUCAAUGGAAUGGUGGCGGGAUCAUACGCAAGGACAAGGAGGAAAACGAAUUCCACCGCCGCCGCCAGGAGUGUGGGUCUUGGAUGGUGGCAAGGACGCAGAAGGCAAGUUUACUUGCUUCCCUCUCCCGGCCGAAAGCGAAGCGGAAAUGAUCGAUAAAAUGUGGACAAACAGCGGACAGCAGGGCGCCUUGCCUCUCGGAGCAGGGGCACCACCGCUCGCCCAUCGGGAACACCGCACAAACAUCCAGCCACAAGCCGGGGAUGUGGACAACUUCACCUCUUCAUUGCCGCCUCCGCCGCCUCCUCGGCAGCUUCCCCGGCCUCAUACCACCGAACGUAGUGGCAACAGGGGCUUGGCACAUGCUAUGAUUGUCUUGUAUGCCUACAGGAAGGGCGAGGGAAAGAAUUCCAAAACGUUCUUUCUGGUUCAGAACACGUGGGAGAAUCUGCCGUUGGUCGUGAUGACGGGCGAAUAUUUGAGAGCCUGCGACGCAUACGUUUCCUUCAACACAAGCAAGCUCGGCAGGUCCUUUUGUGGAAAGCAAACUUCUCUGCCGGUUACCUCGUGCUCCCUGCCCGAGACUGCCUCGAUGGCUUUACCGGUAGAGCAGAUGUUGCCUCACCGACUUCCGAGGGGAAGUUAG